UGACAUUAAGAUUUACUUCUCUGAAGGGCAAGCCGACUUGGUGGGGCUGGGAGAAUUCAGGAUUUGUAUUGGUUCCCAGGAUUCAUGAGAAGCUCCUGUGCAAGGGCUGGUGGAUACACUUUGGAGAAUGACUAACACUUGCAGGGCUCUCACAGAGCUGCUGGCUGUGUUAACGAGGUCCUUGUUCUCAUUUGCUUGGAAGCAAGACAGAACAAGCAAUUACUGUCAGCUGCUUUCGGACUGGCUUUCUGAACUAUUCCAGGAGAUGGAGUAGAGCUGACGCACUUACCUUGAUGAAGAACCUCACUGAAGGUAUGAGGAUCUCCAGUUGUUUUGCCAGGAGCCAACCACUUGAGAUCACCCCAGAAACCGAUACUUUAUUUAAAGACUCUCCAGUGGGAUUCCUCUGGAUGAACGCCGGGGACUGUUUCUGGUAGGAGAGUAUCUGUUUUGGAGGGUGCGGUGCUUCUGGCUUCAUUUCCCCUUGAAGUUUUCAGCUUCUGUCUUGUUCGGAACUGGGGAGAUCCUACCAUAACUCUGGACUAUCUGCUACGGCCAAUACACUGUUACUAUCAUGUCUUAAAUGCAGGAAAAUUCCAGAGAAACACCUUGGAAUUUCUGGCAAUUUCUUUAAGUGCAUUUAAAGGUUUUUGUUUCCUGCUCCAGAUCACGGGUGAUGUACACAAACAGCAGAGUUCACAAGCAGCAGAGUUUGGGGAGGCUGAUCCUGGCUGUGUUUGCAGACCCGCUUCUUGCAGUAUAGGCUUCAUGGUCACAGACAACCACGGUCCUGGUGAAAGAAUGGAAAACCAAACAAUAGGAGGAAUCUAGGAGAAAGGGAGGGAAAGGUUAUGUUCUUUAUUUAUGGCAAAGGAUGAGGGAAAUGUGAAACAAAACAAGGAGAAAAAGAACAGAGAAAGGAUAUAGAAAGCCCAUAUGGGUGACCUAGUAGAAGUAAAGGAGCACAAAAUUCUUCCUUUUGGGUGCAAACAGCAUGGAAGACCUUCUACAGUACCUGCUCAGUGCUCAAUCUCUUGUGCCCGUAUCAACCAAGGGAAUUAUUCAUUAUUUUGUAGAACACGUCCUCACUUUUCUUCUCUCUAGGUCAAAAAAUGCCAAACCAUAAACCUCUAGAGAUGUUUAUCCUUAGAAAGCGCUGCAGUGUUCUUUUACAAUAUAUGAAAUUGCAGUAAUAAGAAUAAAUUAUAGCACUCAGCAUCGGACAGGAUGACUGAUGUAAGCUGUCAGCCAAUGUUUGACUUUCCAGGUGAGAUUAGAUUUAGCAUUUACCUUAAUAUAAACAGAAAGUGUGCAGUAGAAAGCACUUAAUUAACAAGCAAGUGCUCAAAACCUUGUGCAAGCUGGAGGCUACUUGAAGCUUAAGAUAGCUCUCCUCUUUCCAGAGUAUCGCAGUAUUAUCCGGCGGAAUUUCAAAAUCCUGAUUGUUACUGGGAAUCUCAUCACUGAAGGAGACAGGAAAGCAGCUGUAACUUGCAAGGAUGGCUGAAAUACGAAACUUCACGUGGGCAGUGGAAGAUAUUUUCAAGGAAACUUUUCUCACUUACAUGAACGGCUGGAGGAAAAACAUGACAGAAGCGGCAAAUGAACUGCAAGCCAAGGUUGAUGCUGAAAACUUUGACUAUGUUAUCCUUUAUUUGAUGGUGAUGAUUGGAAUGUUCUCCUUCAUUAUUGUGGCGAUUCUGGUGAGUACCGUGAAAUCUAAGAGGCGAGAACACUCCAAAGACCCUUACCAUCAGUACAUCGUGGAGGACUGGGGUGAGAAGUAUAAAAGCCAGGUUCUGAAUCGAGAAGAUCUCAAGUGUGUGGUCCAUGAAAACUUUGGUGCAAGGGACAAAACAAGCCCCACGUCACCCUGACAUUCCAGAAACAUCAGCAAAGAGGAAAUCAUGAAGUCACAUUUAGGGAACUCGCUGGAAUUACAAAUAGCUGAGAAAUUGUUCAUUAGAUUUACACAGGUUGAGCUAGAAUGGGCUGCUGAAGAAAUCAACAUCACUGUUUCCUCUGAGAACUCUGGCGCAGCUGCUUUGAGGAACACCCAAGAAAAAUGCAUGACUUUGCUCUGCUUUGAUAUUCUGCUCUUCAGGAAAAUAAAGUCAUGGAGAGAAUAACUUGAAUUUUUUAGCAAUUUUUUGAAAUCGAGAAGCAGAUCUGGAUUACUGAGCAGUAAACUUCAGACAAACAGUAGGAGUUUUCAAGUGUUUAAAAGUCCUGAUUCAGAUCCCAAUGUGUGACAUAAACCCAUUUAAAAUAACAGGAAACUGUACAAUAAAAUACCAGACCCUCUAUCUAUUGAUUGAACAAUGUGUUAUGGUAUGAAUCACAGGACGAGCCUAUAUCUACACAUGUUCAAGUCAAUCCAAACUGCUAUUUUAAUGACCUGGCUCCCGUUUCAAUUUCAUUAUUCAUUGACUACAAAGAAUGAUUCAUGGCCUUCUGUUUUAUCAUAAAAGCAUAGCCAGACUAGCAGUCUCAUCUAAGAGUGUCCUGGUUGUCCAGGGCAGCUUUUAGAGUGUCAGUGUCUUUCUUGAAGUUCAUAGCUGUCUCUUCUGCUGUUUCUUGGUUUUUCGUAUUGAUCUGUUUAUCUGCAAUGCAAGCUGGGUGAUAGGGAUUUCUUGCAUUCCUAUUAGCCAAGGCCUAGUGUAGAUCAUCAUGCUCCUGCUAUAUAUCUUUCAGAGCAAGGGUUUCUAUGACCAGCUAUCAAAGCUAUUCCAUUGUUAUGCUUUCUAAUGCUUCCCAUGUUGGGUACUGGUGUGCACCAGUCAGAAAACAGGUUGUAAAGAUGGUUUAUCUUCCCUGUGCUGCUAAAGUACCAUGAUGCUGGCUGUUGGGGAAUAAUUAGAAGCAAAGCCAGUACUACUUCUAGUAUUAAAAUGUGUUCCUUUUAGCUCUAAGUUUAUCUUCUAUUCAUAUUACCAGACUUAAACUGCUUAAACUUGAAGUUCUCAUUCUGGCUGUCAAUUGUGUGGGCAAGGAGAAAUGAUGAAGAAAAGAGCUUAUUUUUCUUGGAAGCUUUGGCUUGUUUUGGAGCCUGAUCUUGUGGUAUGGCACAACAGCUGUUGUUGUGCUCCAGAAGAUGCUCAUGUUAUGGCUCUGUUCCCCUCCAGGUGGAAGGACAUUCCUUACUACUUACCCUUGAUGACCACAGGCUGUAAGGGCACAGUUAAUGUGCCCAUUGAGCAGCUAGAGGGACUGGCCAUCUGGGCCACAUGCUACAGCUGUGCUUCAGCUAGGGAAAGAGCAUCUUUUGACAGGGUAUGGCAGCAGGGACAGCCACAGUGAACCUUACUAGAUGUGCCAACAUCAUGAACAGCUGCACCUGCUCAGGCUCUGCUCCCCACCAAAAGCGACAGGCAACUUCCAUUGCUGGCUGUGCUCUGAUCAGCAUGUGGGCAGCUGUGACACUGAAAUGGGAACGAGCACCUGAGUUGACUCUGCCCUUGAGACAUGUUGGCAAUGCCUUAGAUCAGGCAUGUCCAGCCUGUGGCCCAACCCAGCCACCCCCUGGCCCAUGCCAUCAUGAUGGCAGUUCUGGUACACGUCUUGACUACAACAGCAAGCUGUUCAUUGCUGCUGAAAACACACAGUUAACGGGAGUGACUGUAACAGUGUUUUGUAGCUGACAAUUUAUUGAAUAGUGUUAUUGUACUCUUUGUAUCUGUUGUAGUUUCCCUGGAAAUAAACAGGAGGCACUACUUUUGGAGCAGCUUAGAUAAUGUAUAUGCAGCUCACGACAACUCCAUACUCAGUGCAGCCCAGGCAAGCCCAAAGUUGGCCUAGUUCAGGUGAAAAGAGACAGCCCGCUUAACAUACUGUCUUAGAAUCAUAGAAUAGAACCCUAGAAUCACUCAGGUUGGAAAAGAGCUUACAGAUCAUCAGUCCAACCACGACCUAACCAUCCUACCCUAACUCUAACAGCCCUCCGCUAAAUCAUGUCCCUGAGCACCACAUCCAAACGGUUUUUAAACACUUCCAGGGAUGGUGACUCAACCACCUCCCCGGGGAGCUUCACAACCCCUUCUGUAAAGAAGUGUUUCCUGAUAUCCAAACUAAACCUUCCGUGGCUGGAGGUUCCAUGUCACAUGGGGCGGUGCUGCCUUUGAAGCCGUUGUAGGGAACAGCUGAGAAAGUGAAGGCAAAGCUUUCCACGGGGAACUUCAGAAACUGAACAGCUCGCUAACAAUGUACACACCUGAAGCACUCAGCACUAUUUAACCAGCCAGCAACGCCGCUCUGGCGUUUCCCAGCAAGCCCGCUACCAGCACACCCAGCCCCGACACGGGGCAAGAGAAGGGGCUGCCGGGCCGAGCCGGACCGGGCGCUGCUGGGAGAUGUAGUUCGCCGUGCCUUCCCGCCCACAACAAUGGCCGCCCGCUGAGCAUUUGGAACGUGCGAGGAGCUGCCAGAGGAAUUGUUAAUAUUUCCGUUGCAGCUUCAACAGAUAGAUGCUUCUGUCCUGGAUUGUGCCUUUAGAAGUGUGACACUUGUCAGUG
Molecule: messenger RNA, 4511 nt
Organism: Lagopus muta (rock ptarmigan)
Lineage: Eukaryota; Metazoa; Chordata; Aves; Galliformes; Phasianidae
Gene: KCNE2
Product: potassium voltage-gated channel subfamily E regulatory subunit 2
Exons: 8
Coding region: 1500-1877 (125 amino acids)
Biological process (GO): regulation of heart rate by cardiac conduction; membrane repolarization during action potential; potassium ion export across plasma membrane
Cellular component (GO): membrane
Molecular function (GO): delayed rectifier potassium channel activity; voltage-gated potassium channel activity involved in ventricular cardiac muscle cell action potential repolarization; transmembrane transporter binding
Source: RefSeq, a predicted model, not a curated record